ACGCGCGGGCGCCAUAUUGGCAGCGGGCGCUCGGGACUGGCGGUGGCGGUGGCGGCUGUGGUCCCGCGCGGAAAGUCUCCUUGUAGGUCUCCCGAGUGUCCCUCCGGGGAGCCCUUGCACCUGGGAAUUUUACAAAGUUCAGAAAACAUGUCUCGAAGAUAUGACUCCCGGACCACUAUAUUCUCUCCGGAAGGUCGCUUGUACCAGGUUGAGUAUGCCAUGGAAGCUAUUGGACAUGCAGGCACCUGCUUGGGAAUUUUAGCCAACGAUGGUGUUCUCCUUGCCGCCGAGAGGCGCAACAUCCACAAGCUCCUGGACGAAGUCUUUUUCUCUGAAAAAAUUUACAAACUGAAUGAGGACAUGGCUUGCAGUGUGGCAGGCAUAACUUCUGACGCUAAUGUUCUGACUAAUGAACUGAGGCUCAUUGCACAGAGGUACUUGUUACAGUAUCAGGAGCCCAUUCCUUGUGAGCAGCUGGUCACAGCACUGUGUGACAUCAAACAAGCUUAUACACAGUUUGGAGGAAAACGUCCCUUUGGUGUGUCCUUGCUUUACAUCGGCUGGGAUAAGCACUAUGGCUUUCAGCUCUACCAGAGUGACCCCAGUGGGAAUUACGGAGGAUGGAAAGCCACGUGCAUUGGAAAUAACAGUGCUGCAGCUGUGUCAAUGUUAAAACAAGACUACAAAGAAGGAGAAAUGACUUUGAAGUCAGCACUUGCUUUAGCUAUCAAAGUCCUAAAUAAGACCAUGGAUGUGAGUAAACUCUCUGCUGAAAAAGUGGAAAUUGCCACCCUAACAAGAGAGAACGGGAAGACAGUCAUCAGAGUCCUCAAACAGAAAGAGGUGGAGCAGUUGAUCAAAAACCACGAAGAAGAAGAAGCGAAAGCUGAGCGCGAGAAGAAAGAAAAAGAACAGAAAGAAAAGGAUAAAUAGAAGGAAGGACCGUGGGUUUCGUCACUCACCUGGGGCUGUUUCAGUGUCGUGCUGCCCUUCCCACCCUGGGAAAGCUCUGACUCGCGCCGGCUUGUGUGCGGGAGACCAGGACGGCACCAGCUGUCUGUCCGCUUGAGUCUUGUAUUGACGCCUACUCUUCAUGGACGCCCCAACCCCUCCGCCCUUGUUUUGGGGAAUAAAACUUGAAAAGGCUGGAAAUGGUGAAGGAA
This is a messenger RNA of Hyaena hyaena (striped hyena), 1163 nucleotides long. It is a transcript of the gene PSMA4, whose product is annotated as proteasome 20S subunit alpha 4. The record is from RefSeq and is a predicted model, not a curated record. Gene Ontology annotation, biological process: ubiquitin-dependent protein catabolic process. Lineage: Eukaryota; Metazoa; Chordata; Mammalia; Carnivora; Hyaenidae. The transcript is spliced from 9 exons. Gene Ontology annotation, cellular component: proteasome core complex; cytosol; proteasome core complex, alpha-subunit complex. The coding region runs from base 148 to 933 and encodes 261 amino acids.